AUGGCGAAGCUGGAAGUUGUGUCGGCUCAGCAGGCUACGGUCGAAGAGCCCUACAGUAUAUCAAGCCGUCUUCGGCUUUCAAAAGCGUACCAAGCACUUGGUUAUCCAGAUCUCGCCGCGGGCGAUGCGUACAAGGCCUUGAUCUUAGUGGAUGAAGUACUCGAUGAAGGCGAAUACCACGACGAAGCUUUGGAGGCAGCACGAACAGACGUUAUCUCUGAACGUAUGACAGGAUUGAACCUGAAGGAUGAGGAGAAGAACUCGUCUUUAGAAGAUGAUGACAUUUUGACAUGGGCGCAAACGCGCUGGUCCAGGAGCGCAAAAGCCUUCCCGGAAGAUCCCGUCUUCAAGGACUACGAGAAGUCUCUGUGGAACCAUUUGCGGACUUACUUCGAAAGUCAAGGGGAGUCUGCUGAGAACGUUGAUGUGGAAGACUACCCUGACAAGGGCUUCGUCCGCCGCGAACAAUAUCCUUGGAACCAUCAUGAGCCGGACCGCUUCUCUACAGAGUGUCUCGACUUCCUGAAUGAGGAGCUUGCGGAUAUAGCACCACAAUUGGAGGUCAGAGUCUCUGAGUUGCCUAUUCUCAGCACUACUACGACGACUAACGGAACAAACCCGGAAACGAACUAUACGAAACAAUUGGGCUUAUUUGCGAAAGACGACAUCAUGCCUGGCGCGACCAUCUUAGAGGAAAAGUCGCUACUUACCGCUAUAUCAAGGCUCCAUGAGUCGUAUUGCGAUGCUUGCGUUAUACCACUUUCGAAUGGGGACGACACAGUGAUAUCCUGCGAAGAAUGUGAAGAAGUGUUCUUCUGCAGCGAGGAGUGCCACGACCUAGCUCAAGACCAGUAUCAUCCAGCACUAUGUGGUGUCAGCGUCGACCAGGGCAAGGUACCCGCACGUGAGGCGGCAGACUAUCUCUAUACCCUUCUCCUUGUCCGCGCACUAGCGUUAGCGGAGACCCUGGAUCUCCAUCCUUUGGAGUUGAAGGAAGUGCGAUACAUUUGGGGUGACUAUCAUGGCAAAGAUCUCGAGACCGUGUGGCAAGCGGAUGCUUCGGGUCGCCUGAGCGAUGCUUUUGCACACGUACCGCAAACGCUUCCCUUCUCGUUCAAGAGCAACAUACUCAUGCCGUUGCAUGUUCUAGAAAAGAUGGACAUCAACAUUUUCACCCAAAGUCACCGCUAUGAUACCUGGGUCUUCAACACUCUGUAUGCGAAGUUCCGGGGAACAGCAUCUGCACAGCAGGGGCUCGAUGGAAGGCCUGAAAUUAGCGCGGUUCAUCCUAUGUGGUGCCUCGCGAAUCAUAGCUGUGAUCCUAAUGUCGCCUGGGAAUGGCGUGGGUCGAUGCGCUUUUGGACCCGCGAAGAGUUGGUUGAUUGGAAGGGUAGAGACCCGAACAAGGGGCCUGGUCUCAAGAGAGAUGAAGAGGUGUUUGGCCACUACUGCGACGUACGUCUGCCGGUGAAGGAGAGACGGGAAUGGGCUUCUGGAGCACUUGGCGGAGAUUGUAUGUGCGCUAGAUGCGUCUGGGAAGAGGCGGAAGAACGGAAGCACAGUGCUUUGCAAUAA
Messenger RNA from Alternaria arbusti, 1575 nucleotides. RefSeq lists its product as uncharacterized. Gene Ontology annotation, cellular component: nucleus. Gene Ontology annotation, molecular function: protein binding. The record is from RefSeq and is a predicted model, not a curated record. The transcript is spliced from 3 exons. NCBI's taxonomy places the organism in Eukaryota, Fungi, Ascomycota, Dothideomycetes, Pleosporales, Pleosporaceae. The coding region runs from base 1 to 1575 and encodes 524 amino acids.